GGGAACGCUGGAAGCAAAAAAAAAAAAAAAAAAAAAUUCCAGCUACAAAACUGCACCAUGCGCCUCCCCUGAGUGGGGUUUGGAUUAAUCACCGGGAAGCCGUUUGUACUCAAACUAUAUUAAAUUAUGACAAACGCCUGACUAUCUCGGAGCUCCCCCGCGCUAUGAUUUCACUUUGUUUUGUCGCUUUUAUGGACAACAACCGCCGCCGCCGUUGCCCGCCUGUAGCGACUCUCCACAACUACACACAGAUGGACUAAGAAGCCGAGCACGAAUGGCGGUGUAAACCAGACAAAGUGGAACAUAUUUUCCUGCAUCCUGCUGUAGCUACCUUUUUUUCGAUGUGGGCGUUCACGGAUUACAGGAUUUUAAGUCUAGUUGAAUGAUGGCAUCACGUUGGGUUCAAGAUGAUGAGAGACAACAAGCAAGAUCUUCUUUCUGCGAGAAUGAAUCUCCAGAGUGGAGAGGCUUGGCCGAUUCUGCUGCAGCACAAUACCCAACAGACGAGGAGUUUGCAUGGCCGAGACCUAAAACCGUGCUUUUGCGUCGAACCUCCCAAGGGUUUGGCUUCACCCUGCGCCACUUCAUCGUGUACCCACCGGAGUCCACCAUGCACUGCUUCCCGGAGGAAGAUUACGGCCGCAGAGGGAGACAAAGGAAUAGGCUAGAACCAAUGGACACCAUUUUUGUGAAGCAAGUGAAGGAAGGUGGUCCCGCUCACGGAGCUGGGCUUUGCACAGGUGAUCGACUAGUGAAGGUGAAUGGAGCAAGCAUCAUCGGGAAAGCCUAUUGUGAGGUUAUAUCCUUGAUCCAAGACAGCGGUGACUUUCUUGAACUUUGUGUGAUGCCAAAAGAUGAGGAUAUACUGCAGCUGGCCUACUCCCAGGAUGCCUACCUCCGUGGCCACAGCAGCUACAGUGGAAAUGCCCGUCACAUUCCCGAACCACCUCCAGUAUGCUACCCCAGAGUAGACUGUAAGCCUACGGGCAUGGCCCAGGCAACAGACUCAGCAGAGCAGGUCUGUCGAGGGCCAACCGCACCCCCUGACCAUGGGUAUCGCAAGGAAAUCACCGUGCCCCCAUCUCCUCCUCCUCCUCCGUCAUAUCCAAAAAGCCAGAUGGCAGUGUGCAUGCGCAACGACAGCGUGAGGACUGUGGUGGUUCCUCCUGAUGCAGCCCAUAUGGGACGCAUGGGUCCAACACAUAGGAUAGAUUACAUGGACCCUGUCUUUGCAAGGGGGAGGCCUGGGUCACUGGCGCAGUAUCCUCACCCUCGAAAGGCUGAUGUCUAUCCCAGUGGUCCAGGAAUGCUUCCAUAUGGAGGCCAGGCACCUCACUACACGGCCAACCAUCAAAACAUUGAUUGGCGCACUUACCAAACGUACAGGGAGUACAUUGACAACAAAGGAAUCCAUUCCCAUGCUAGUCGGACUAUCCAGGAGAGGCUUGACAAUUUGCGAGCCACCAGUCAGACUUCUUUUGGUCCUACUCAUCACAUUACCCGGGGAGACUGGGGACCUAAGGGGAUACGACGGAGGAGUACCUCCCAUGAGCGGUCAUACCAAGGACCUCCACCCCACUUUCAGAUUGCCCCACGCAGUGCUUCACAGGACCGUGUGAGCAGUGCGGACAGAAUAAGCCAAAGCAGGAACUGGCCUCCUCGAAGCGUGUCUCAAGAUGGCCUACUGCACCAAGCCCGGGCACACUCCACAGACUAUGUUGACCCUGCAGAGCUGGCUCGGCCCGUUGAGAGGAGAGGAGGGUACGGAAGGGCGGACCAAGGUACGAGGCCCAGCAGACAGUCUGUCCCCAGACAUGCGAUGCUCUACAGGCCUUCUGCUGCAUAUAGCGGUGGAGUGAGGGCGGCACCCAAUCCCUCUCUGUACUCUAAAGGUCCAGAUUCUUUUCAGACUCGCUCCUCACCCAUGCUCUCAGACAGGCCGUCGCAUUUCGGAAAGAGCUCAAGUGCUGAACAUUCUCUCGCUGACCAAAGAGUUGCGGUCAAAGGAAACCACGCAGCCCACACUACCCAACAAGGCCUCAGUAGGAUGCGUGCUGAAACCAUGCAGCCUGUUGACGCAGGAAGAGAUAUAGCAUUGGUAGGACACAGGUCAUCUUCUUGCUCAACCACAAAACUGAUGCCUAGUAUCCUCAAACCACCUCCCCCAGACCCCCAGAGUCAGGUCAACGGGCGUAGCCCAACAGAUAGCGGGGUUGUCCUAAGAGAGAAACCCCCCUCUGGAAAGAACCCCAGCCCUCUGCGGCACCCCUCCUACAUCCUGGCUGUAACCGACGACGGAGCAGAUUCCACGGCAGAUGUGGCGGCAUGCUGGCUUCCCAACGAUGCACGUCGAGAGAUACACAUUCGCCGCCUUGGGGAACAACAUCACACCUCCUGCUCCAGCAACCUGGAUGAGUCUCUGGACUCCAUUCCAUUCAUCGAUGAACCAACCAGCCCCAGUGUUGAUCGAGAGGCCGCUCCUAUUCCACCCUCCGCUGUGAUAUCUGUUGCACCAUCCAUAACUACAGGUCCCUCCAGCCCUGGCUCACCAUGCCCUACCAUUCGUCGUCAGCUGUCACAUGACCAAGAGUCCCUGAGAAGUGCUUUACUGGAGUCUGAAACAGGCAGCAAAACAGAGCGGUCCAAGUCCUACGAUGAAGGUCUGGAUAACUACCAGGAGGAGGGCAGAGGGAGAUCUUCCAGUAAACAUAUGCCUAGUUUCAGGGGCCUGAGAAAGGCUCUGGACGGGCAUAAAUCAUCUGGUGAUUCUGGAUCUCGAAGGGAUUCUUCUUCGGAUAUCUUUGCUGAUUCUUCCAAAGAAGGGUUUCUCAAUUUUAGGCAACUUACUACAGAUAAAAACAAGCGUGUUGGUGGAGGAAUGAGAUCUUGGAAGCAGAUGUAUGCUGUUUUACAAGGUCACACCCUCGCCCUCUACAAAGACAGGAAGGAUGCACUGUCUCACGCUUCCACACAAUCUGACGAGGACCCUCUGAAAAUCAGCAUCAAGGCCUGUCUGAUUGACAUCUCCUAUAGCGAAACAAGGCGCAAGAACGUGCUGCGACUCACCACCUCAGAUUGCGAGUAUUUGUUCCAGGCUGAAGGGAGGGACGACAUGCUGACUUGGAUCCGAGUCAUCCAGGAUAACAGUAACCCAGAUGAAGAGAAUGCUGCUGUAACAAGUCAAGACUUGAUCAGUCGAAAGAUCAAAGAAUACAACAUGAUGAGUGCACCCAGCAGCAGAUCUGAACCCUCCCCCAAAACCUCCCGCCAGUCUCUCAGCAUCAAACAAGCUUUCCUGGGAGGUAAAGCAGACGGCAGGAUCCACAGCCCCCACUCGCCCAAAACCGGAGAGGAUCGGAGGGCGCUAAAAGAUGACUCCAGUCCACCCCGGGACAGAGCUGCUUGGAAAAUUGGCAUCGCAGGGAUCAUGAGGAAGCCCUUUGAAAAGAAGACUCCAGCUGGCGUCACGUUUGGUGUGCGGCUUGAUGACUGUCCGCCUGCACAGAUUAACAGGUUUGUUCCUCUGAUCGUGGAGGUGUGCUGUAAGGUGGUGGAGGAGAGAGGUCUGGAGUACACAGGAAUCUACAGGGUGCCCGGGAACAACGCCGCCAUCUCCAACAUGCAGGAGGAGCUCAACAGCAAAGGCAUGACUGACAUCGACAUCCAGGAAGACAAAUGGCGGGACCUCAAUGUCAUCAGCAGUUUACUGAAGUCUUUUUUCCGAAAACUUCCAGAACCUCUGUUUACAAAUGAAAAAUACGCUGAUUUUAUUGAAGCCAACAGAACAGAAGACUCUGUGGAGAGAUUAAAGGAGCUCAAGAGGCUGAUCCAGGAAUUACCAGAUCAUCACUUUGAAACACUGAAAUUCCUUUGUGCUCACCUUAAGAAGGUUUCUGACAACUGUGAAAAGAAUAAGAUGGAGCCUCGUAACCUGGCGAUCGUGUUUGGUCCGACGCUGGUUAGAACCUCUGAGGACAACAUGGCCAACAUGGUCAAUCACAUGCCGGACCAGUGCAAGAUAGUUGAGAACCUUAUCCAGCAAUAUGACUGGUUCUUCACUGAUGACUGUGACGAGGAUCCUGUCACCACAGCUGAGCAGGAAAGCACAGUGCAGUCUCAGCCUGUGCCCAAUAUCGACCACCUGCUCUCAAACAUCGGACGAACCGCAGCUUCACCGGGCGAAGUCUCAGAUUCAGCAUGUAGUGACUCCUCCAAAUCAAAGCAGGGCUUGUGGGGGUCAGGGAAGGAUCAGUGUAGCAAAGAGAUGCUGCGCUCCUCCUUCUUCGCCAGCCGCAAGCGUAAGAAGCCCAAGGACAAAGCUCAUCCCAGUAGUUCAGACGACGACCUGGACGCUGUGUUCUCCAAGAAGGAGCUCCCGGAGGAGAGCCAGCAGCCGCCUCAGUGGUCCCCAGACAGCCGGACCAAGGAGGAGGCGGAGAUAGAUGGAACCAGUGAGAAAGAGAAGCACAGGAGCAGCUCAGAGUUCGACAAAGCCAACAGGAAGGAGUCUCUCUCGAGUAGCCUGAUAUCGCAGCCCUCUCCCUCCCUGCCUCCAGACCACAUUUCCUCUGCCCUUCAGACCGGCUCCCCUUACACCUCACCCUCCCAUUCCCCGAACCUUAGCUACCGCAUGCCGAUGGCCCACCAGUCCUCUCUGUCAGACCCGCCGUCUAAUUACGACGACACAGUGUCCGACCUCGGUACGAUGAACAGCACCAGCUCUCAGGCGUCGGUGCCCAGAAUGAGGCGGGGCAGGGCAGCAGCUCUGGGUCCAGAAGCAGGCCCCAGCGGGCUGGGUGCAGAGGUUUGCUCCAUCACCUCCGAUUACUCCACCACCUCCUCCAUGACGUUCCUGACUGGAGCUGAGAUCAGCACCCUCAGUCCUGAAGUGCAGUCUGUGGCAGAAAGCAGAGGUGGAGACGAUGCAGACGACGAGAGAAGUGAGCUCAUUAGUGAAGGAAGGGCGAUGGAGACGGACAGCGAGAGCGACCUGUCGGUGUUCACAGUUGGAAAAACUGAUCAGCGAGAGCUGCAGGAAGCUCCUCGGCCCCUACCCUCCCACAGACUCAUCGAGUGCGAUACGCUCUCCAGAAAGAAAGCUGCUCAGCAGAAAACAAACAGCGAGUCUUCACUGGAAGGAGCUUGGAGCGAUAAAGAUUCCAGCAGGUUCACACGAGUGCUGGGCUCAGUCAAGGGUCGCUCCACAUGCAGCCUCAGCUCCUCGUCUCGUAGCGAACUGGAUAAAGCAGAGCCUGCGUGGAAGCUGAAGAUCACCGACAGGCUGAAGGUGCGUCUGCGAACGUCUGUGGAUGACAUGUUUGGUGUGGGCAGCCAGAGGAGCCGGUCCCCGGAGGGCCGCAGUAAGAAGAAGAACAUCAGACGCAGACACACCAUGGGCGGUCAGAGGGACUUUGCAGAGCUGUCUGUUUUGGGAGACUGGCAGGUCAGCAUCGGUUCAGGCUCUCGGUCUGAGCUGUCAGCUGUGGACCAGCUGAAGCCGAAGUGCAGCUCUCAAGACUUCUCCAUCCGGGACUGGAUUGCCCGCGAGCGCCACCGCACCAGCAAUCCCGAGGUCAGCCUGGACCUCUCUGAACAGCAGGGGGCACUGUGCAGCGCAAACUCUGAGAACCUCGGAGCCUCGUCCUCUUCUGAACUCCCACAUCGUCCAGCUGAGGUGUUAAACGGGGACGUCCCCCAGAGUAAAAAUCUGAGCCUUUCAGCCACCGCUCACCCACAUAAACUCACGAGUUCCCAGGUGGUCCAUUCGCGCUUCUAUCAGUACCUGUGAGAAGCGUUGGGCGUGCGUGACUGUGUAUGUUCCCCGUCUGUGAGAUGUGUACGUACUUGGGAGUCUGUCGGUAUAAUGUCUGUUGUGUGACCAAUGUUAGUGAAUGAGCAUGUUGUAUAAAAAAAAUGUCUGGAGUGUGUGUCUGUAACUGGUGUGUGUGCUCGUGAAAAGAGAAUUACUGCACACAGGCUCAUGUAGAAGGCAUGAAACAAAAUGUUGUUUAUACCAUUUUUAAUUUCUUUUGUUUUAUUUUUUUAAUGACAAAUGACUUCGGGAUAGCUGAGCAGGAGGAUUUCCUCCCUCCUAAUACAAAUCCCUGUUAUGCUGAAGACUGAGAGGACCUGUUGCUCAUCAAACAAUGAGCCUGUGAAGUCUGUGCAAGGAAGUGUGUACGGUGACCCUCGAGUUACGUUUAAAAGGUUUUUAGCUAUGUGGCUUUAAGGAUUAACUGACUUUUAGAAUGAAUAGGAAGUAGUAAAGUUGAGAUUUUUAGUUUUGCAGAGGAACUAUUUUUGUGUCAAGAAAGUUACGAUGUUCAGAGUCAGUGAGUCUCUCAGUAACCAAAUGAAGAAUGUACAGACAUGCUUGCUGUAAUACUGACUAAAAGCUUUAGAUGCUUGUGUUUCACUCUAAAGUGUACAUAUCCCUAUUUUUCUGUGUACUUGAAUUGUGUUUUUGGUACAGCCUGUGUGUGUGGACUGCCUACGAGCUCUCUGCUGUCAAAGGGGCCUUUCCAAAGGUACAAAAGGUGAUGAGGAGGAGACACUGGACUUUAUGCAAAAAUGGAAAAAAGAGUUCUUAUUUCAUCCCAGUCGUGGUUUAAAGAGCAGUGAACAACAUCCCUCUGACGCAGUUACGUUACGCUGUGUGUUUAGUGUUUGUGGUUCACACAUCUGUCAGUGAGCGGAGGUUUAGACUGCGAAGAGGAACGUUUUGAAGAAAAAGAAAAUGGGUAAAUCAAAUCAGAAAAUCAUGUUUCUUCACAAUAGGAAGUGCCUCACAAUGAAAUGUUAAGGGUGCCAUAUUGUCUUUGUUGAGACACACGAAGAUGUUACUGUGAAUGACAUUUUUAUUGUCGACUCUCAGUCAUCCUACAGGUUAUGUAACAAAAUGCCGAGCUUCCAUUCCUUAGGCAUUCCACUCUGGUCUUAACAUGUUUUAUACAUUUUUUUUUUUUUUCCUCUCUCCUGUUUUUUUGUUUUUUUCCAUUUUUUGAUUUUAACAGAACUUGAAUUUUAAAUAUUCCUUGUAAAAUAAGUAACUUAAAUGUACAUAUAAAUGCCAUGUUUUAGCUGCUUUUACUUUUCAUUUCCAUCAGAUUGCAGGAUUAAGUACAGUAUUGUGAGAUGAUGAUGAUGAUGAUGAUGAUGAUGAUGAUGAUGAUGCUCAUGUGGCCUGUGUGGGUGUUGUGGGCAGUUUGGUACUUCUCUGUGGAGAGGGGGGGACCCUGCAUGAGGAAACACUUCAUUGAGCUGGAUCGUUUGUACCAAUGCUGUGUUCCUCUGAUUGUGAGAGGGGUGUGCACAGACUCCUGAAACACUGGAAAUAAAUUUUGUCAAUGGCAAA
This is a messenger RNA of Larimichthys crocea (large yellow croaker), 7354 nucleotides long. It is a transcript of the gene arhgap21b, whose product is annotated as Rho GTPase activating protein 21b. Bases 383 to 5788 code for a protein of 1801 amino acids. Lineage: Eukaryota; Metazoa; Chordata; Actinopteri; Sciaenidae. Gene Ontology annotation, biological process: signal transduction. Gene Ontology annotation, molecular function: protein binding. The transcript is spliced from 23 exons. The record is from RefSeq and is a predicted model, not a curated record.